GUUGACCGUUGGUCAGCGGUUAUAGUCGACGGUUGACCGCCAACGGGCGCCGUCAACUGGCCACCUGAGGCUACCUACUUGAGUGCCCAGGUCAGUAAGUAGGUAGGUAGGUAGGUGGGCAACCUGGGUUAGUACCUAGGUAGGUUCGUUCCUAGAUACCUACUUAGGUAGGUAGGUAGGAACUAGAACCAUGCCCCCUGUCAUUUAGUUCCCCCCAUCCCCUUUCACUUUCCCGUCGUCCUUCCUCGUUCUCGUCCAUGUCCAUGUCCAUGUCUAUUGUCCAACAUCCAACCCAUCCCGAUAGACGGCGGAACUUGCCUACCAGCCUGCCAGCCAGUACUCCAAGCGCUUUUUCCUUUUCCAUGCCACGCUAAUAACAGGCGUGUAGCACCGCACCACUGCACCACCGCAGCACGCACAACCCAGCCUCCUGACUGCAAUAAUUAGGCCCAUCCCACCAAAGACUCACCACUUACCAUUUACCACUCACCACUCACUCACUCACUCACUCGCUGCAACAACGCGCCCCCGUCUUGCCGCCCCUUCAACCUCGUCCAGCUGCUUCGCCGAGCCACAGACUGACUGCAUGACCCCGUGCGCCUGAGGAACUCCAGCCCAACGCCAGCUUCUCACUGCCCUAUCCUGCGGCCGCUGCCCGCGCGUCGCAUCAUCCGGAGCACCCGCCCUGCGCCGCCCUGCCUGCUCCCUCUGUUUCUAAGCUGGCCACACCUGAUCUUUCACCUCCCUGUCCUGUCCACGCACGGGAUGUGAGAUAGUAAUAAACCAUGGACCCUCUCCACAAGACCGACUCGGCCAUCUCGGUCGCGUCCAAAGACAAUGGUGUCUACGAUGAACCCGCGGCCUCUCACCACCACCAACAGCCACCUUCCAAGAGGCCCAGGACGGAUGACGGCUCCCCACGCCCCGACAACUUCCGCCAGCCGUCGCCUACACCACAGUCUGCAGCUCCCCGCCUUCAGUCUUUGCCUCCAGUUACACGACCAUCCGUUCCACCCACCAUAGAGAAUCUUCUUGCCCCAAUUGAGCCUUCUCCACCACCACAACAGGCCCAUGCGAGCCCGCGCCAACCCCCUCAUCAUGAGCAUGUCACGCCCUCCUCCCCCGUGGCCCCAGAGCAGUCCCUACCAGGUCGACAAGAUCCAUGGAUGUCUACCGAAACCCAACAUCCUUACUCAACACGCCCGGGCGACGAACCCGCUGCCGCUGCCGCUGCCGCUGCCGCUGUCCAGUAUGACCAAGACUCUGUGCGGCAGGCAGGCGACGGCAACAUUGUUGUCGACGAGGACGAGCUGGAAUCCGACCCGGGCUACGAGUCUGAUCGGGCCAGCUUCGCCUCGACCUCUCUGUCCAGCAGCGCACGGGACUACCUGUUUGAGAACGGACGGCGCUAUCACAGGUUCAGGGAAGGCAGGUACAACUUCCCCAACGACGAGGCCGAGCAGGACCGGGAGGACAUGAAGCACGCCUGCGUCAAGAUGCUAUGCCAGCAGCUCUACUUCGCACCACUCGACGAGCGCAGCGUGCAGAACGUGCUCGACAUUGGCACGGGGACGGGCAUAUGGGCUAUCGAGAUGGGAGACCAGCUUCCUGCGGCCAACGUCGUCGGCAUCGACCUCAGCCCCAUCCAGCCGGACUGGGUGCCCUCAAACGUGCACUUCGUGGUCGAUGACGCCGAGAGCGAAUGGCUUUACCCAGAAGACCAUUUCGACUAUGUGCAUUCGAGGCACACGGUCAUGGCGAUCAAGGAUUGGCCAAGGCUGUACAAGCAGGCCAUGACGCAUCUGAAGCCUGGCGGCUGGAUUGAAUCACAGGAGAUCUAUCACUACCCCAUCUCGGCCAAUAACUCGAUGGCACCGGACCAUCCCAUCGCGCAGUACUGGGGGCUGAUCAAGGACGGACUGGCGAACCUGGGGGUUGACUUCCACGCGGCGGCAGGUGGCAAGAUCGCAAACGCGAUGCACGAGGCCGGCUUUGUCAACAUUCACGAGCGUGUGCUCCACGUGCCUCUCGGGACCUGGGCCAAGCACCCUAACCUGAAGAUGGUAGGAGAGUACUGGAGGCAGGUCCUGCUGGACGGCGCACAAGCCAUCGCCCUGGGCCCGCUGACCCGAGGCUGCGGGUGGACCCGGGACCAGGUGGAAGUCUUCCUCGUCGAGGUGAGGAAGGCGUAUUUUGACAACAGCGCGCUGAUGUACAUGCCGAUGCACAUAGUAUGCGGGCAGAAGCCCGGACAUGGACUCUAGAGGCGGGGCGAGGCGGGGCGGGACGGGACGGGACGGGACACCAUAUCAUACUGGGCACGGUGGGCACCUGUCUUGGGGAGCGGGUUUCUGCCCUGGUGAGCCCUGGUGAGCCCUGGUGAGACCAGGCGGCUGGAAGCUUGGGCGCCAGUGCAGGUUGCUCGCCGGUUACUGGUCCUGACGGGCUCCCAGAGGGUAGUAUGCAGCUGUUAGGGCUCGUCCGCGCGGGUAGCGUCCGAUCAGAUAGAUCAUAGGCACUAUUACCGAUGCCAGCCGCCUAGCGGCCCCAUAACGAAAUGACACGAACGUGUGGGAAACGUCCUGGCUGGCCGGUGAGCUGCUGAGGGGUGUUUAGUCAAGAUGCUGGCUGACAUGGCGGCUGACUCCCACGGGAGGGGACCCGACAAGUCGGGACAGCGACGCCUCGGGUGAGAUGCCCGACCCAGCCACGACCAAUCGCUAAAGUGAUGUGGUUCAAAAUCUCACACUGGCGGUUCCAUGACGUGCAGUACGGG
Molecule: messenger RNA, 2776 nt
Organism: Diaporthe batatas
Lineage: Eukaryota; Fungi; Ascomycota; Sordariomycetes; Diaporthales; Diaporthaceae
Exons: 2
Coding region: 786-2264 (492 amino acids)
Molecular function (GO): methyltransferase activity
Source: RefSeq, a predicted model, not a curated record